Molecule: messenger RNA, 252 nt
Organism: Plasmodium inui San Antonio 1
Lineage: Eukaryota; Apicomplexa; Aconoidasida; Haemosporida; Plasmodiidae
Exons: 1
Coding region: 1-252 (83 amino acids)
Source: RefSeq, a predicted model, not a curated record
AUGCGAGAACAGCUCGAAGAAUCUGAUUUCGAGCAGCAGGCGCCCACCAAAAACCUCCAGAAAAUCACUGCACCCAAGGGAUUUAUUGCUAAAAUCCAACUACUAAGCCGCACUAAACCGCUAAGAACAGCAAGACGUGAAGACGAAUAUGAGAACCUCAGGCCUAAAAAAGAGGGACGAAUAAGACUGGCCGGGAAAACCCAAAAGGCUCACAGGCAGUCAAGAGAAGAUAGAUUCUGGGAAUCUGUGUAG